AUGGGUGCCGGCGCGGGGGUGAUGGGUAAGAUGGGCCCCGAAAUGGUGGAGAAAAUGAAGGAUAUCUCGGACGAAGACAUCAAGAAGGCAGCAGCGACCAUGCCCAAAGAGAUGAUUGCGGUCUUUAAGAGGGUCGUCGAGGCGGCUGAGGCGGCAGAGACUGGAGCCAAGCCCAAAAAGCUGAAUCCCUUGAAGAAGCUCGGCAACAGCGACAAGGCCGACAAGAUGGAUAUGUGCCUCUGCUUUUGGGACGAGGCAAAGGCCAAGGGCCUUCUCCAGCCUGCCGUGGACAAGGGCGACAUCUCCGGCAUGCCGGAGCAGCUGAAUGGGGCGAUGUUAGCCUUCUCGGACGUGGCAUGGAAGGCGCCCGAGGAUGGUAAGAAAUGGAGUGACCCAGCUGUGCAUGAAAUUUGA
This is a messenger RNA of Symbiodinium pilosum, 414 nucleotides long. Lineage: Eukaryota; Dinophyceae; Suessiales; Symbiodiniaceae. The record is from the annotation of a GenBank genome assembly.